Molecule: messenger RNA, 300 nt
Organism: Chironomus riparius
Lineage: Eukaryota; Metazoa; Arthropoda; Insecta; Diptera; Chironomidae
Source: the annotation of a GenBank genome assembly
AUGAAAAUUUUAUUGACUUUUUUGGUUUUAAUUGCUUGUAAAGCUUCACUGUCACUUCCAACAGCCACAGAAGCGAAAGGAAUACUUGAUGGGAUAGUUCCAGGUGGAAGUACAACAACAACAGCUGCACCAGGAUUAAUUCCAGGCCUUGGACUUCCAGCACCUGUUAAUAAUCUUGCAAAUAGUGGACCAAUGCUGAUUCUUGGGGGAUUUCAAGCAAUUGUAACUAAAUUUGAUCCAAGCUUAAUACAAGGAUUACCGGGAUUAGCCGGCUUGCCACAAUUGCCAGCCGGUAAAUAA